Messenger RNA from Camellia sinensis, 2191 nucleotides. Its product is annotated as B-type cell cycle switch protein ccs52A. Lineage: Eukaryota; Viridiplantae; Streptophyta; Magnoliopsida; Ericales; Theaceae. Gene Ontology annotation, biological process: anaphase-promoting complex-dependent catabolic process; positive regulation of anaphase-promoting complex-dependent catabolic process; positive regulation of ubiquitin protein ligase activity. The record is from RefSeq and is a predicted model, not a curated record. Gene Ontology annotation, molecular function: protein binding; ubiquitin ligase activator activity; anaphase-promoting complex binding. Gene Ontology annotation, cellular component: anaphase-promoting complex.
UCUCUCUCUCUCUCAUCUCUCUCUCUCUCCAAAUUUUCUACCUAAUCCCAAAUAGACGAAGAGCUUCUCAGCUCCAUUUCUCUUUCUAGGGUUUCUCUCUCUAAAAUCACCAUCACAAACCCCCAACUCCCACACUGCCAAAAAAACCAAAUCUUUCAUGGACAAUCCCAUGGCUCCUUCACUGGAAAACCAAUCAUCACCAUUCACACCACCCCUUUCUUCAUCAUCAUCAGAGCUCAAUCUUCCUCCAACAAUGUCACUCCCCUCUCUCUCUCUUCAAUCCCCAACAACAACCCCUUCUCUCCACAUCGAUCGAAUGGUGGGUACGAACUACCAUCCCUCUCCUUCUCGAACCAUCUACAGCGAUCGCUUCAUUCCCAGUCGAUCCGGCUCCAAUUUCGCUUUCUUCGACAUCUCUUCUUCUUCCAAUUCGCCUUCCGAGGGCCGAGAAGACUCGUCUGGGGCCUACAAGGCCCUGUUGCGGACCGCAUUGUUCGGUCCCGACUCGGGGGUCGUUCCUCCGCCCACCCCCGAGAAGGGGGUCGGAGUGAACGGCCGUGAUUUGCCGAUGAGUCAGCCGAGUCGGAAUAUUUUCCGAUUCAAGACGGAGACUCGGCAAUCAAUGCACUCACUUUCGCCAUUUGGGUUUGAUGAGCAAUUGCCUGGUGUUAUUCAUAGCCCUGUCAAGGCUCCAAGAAAAGUUCCCAGAUCCCCUUAUAAGGUAUUGGAUGCACCUGCUUUGCAAGAUGAUUUCUAUCUGAAUCUUGUUGAUUGGUCUUCUCAUAAUAUGUUGGCCGUUGGGUUGGGUAAUUGUGUUUAUCUAUGGAAUGCUUGUAGCAGCAAGGUGACAAAGUUGUGUGAUUUGGGAAAUGAUGACGGUGUCUGUUCAGUUGGUUGGGCUCAGCGUGGGACACAUCUUGCUGUUGGUACUAGCAAUGGCCAACUUCAGAUUUGGGAUGCCUCUCGCUGUCGGAGAGUGAGAAGUAUGGAGGGCCAUAGAUUACGUGUUGGUGCCCUAGCAUGGAGUUCAUCCUUGUUGUCUUCAGGAAGCCGGGACAAGAGUAUUCUUCAACGCGAUAUCCGUGCUCAGGACGAUUUUGUUAGUAAGCUGACUGGACACAAGUCUGAGGUUUGUGGACUGAAGUGGUCUUAUGAUAACCGUGAGUUAGCUUCGGGAGGAAAUGAUAAUCGACUUUUUGUAUGGAAUCAGCAUUCAACACACCCUGUGCUAAAAUAUUGUGAGCAUACAGCUGCUGUAAAAGCAAUUGCAUGGUCCCCUCAUCUUCAUGGACUUCUAGCUUCUGGAGGUGGUACUGCUGACCGAUGCAUUCGUUUCUGGAACACAGCCACUAACACACAUCUGAGCUGCAUGGACACUGGAAGCCAGGUUUGCAAUCUUGUGUGGUCUAAGAAUGUCAAUGAACUUGUCAGCACGCAUGGAUACUCCCAGAACCAAAUAAUAGUUUGGAGAUAUCCUACAAUGUCAAAGUUAGCAACACUAACGGGUCAUUCAUAUAGAGUUCUUUACCUUGCCAUCUCACCAGAUGGACAGACAAUUGUUACAGGAGCCGGAGAUGAAACACUGAGGUUCUGGAAUGUAUUCCCUUCGCCUAAAUCUCAAAACACUGACAGCGAAAUUGGAGCAUCAUCUCUUGGAAGAUCUCAGAUACGGUGACCCCUGCAGACCUUUGGUUUAUCGGCCUUCCAGCGUCUAGAGUUCCUUCUGCUGCUGCAGACCAACAAGAAAAUCAUAGUUUGUCAAGCAAAAAAUGGUAAUGUGAAACAAAGCUCAGCUAAAUGAUCUGCUUGAAUGAGAGUCCAUGCAUUGCCAGAGCAUUCGCAGGGAGCUAGAAGUUCAGAUAUGGGUGGAAACGAUAAAUUAUGGCGACAUAUCCUGCAAAUUGAUGAUUUUUUUAUGUUUUACUUUGUGAUCAACUUAUACGUGUACAACGGGAGGCAUUAUGAAGAACUCGAUAAUUGCUCCCUUGAAUUUCAAAAAUUAUUUGGCAAUGCAACAAAUGGAUGGCGGAGAUUUUGAUUUGUGGUAUAGUCAUGUCAGUGCAGCAUGUGGCACUGAAUAGUUUGUUCUUGAAUUAUGUAAUUAAUAGAGAUACUAUGUUUAGUUUAGAACAUCAAGGUGUAGUAUGCACCUACAUUUCUUGUGAAUAAAUUAUUAUUAUUUUUUUCCAUA